UCACGUGGCCGCAACCGUUAAAAAACUGCGGAGCUAAAUCUUAUGUGAAAUCUUUGUUUUGUUGAGUAGAAUAAUUUUGUUUCGGCGAAUUCGGCUUCGCCUAAAAUGGGUCCCGCUCUGUGGAUACAUUGCAAUGUUUGCUACUACCAAAUGGCAAGGAAAAGCCGAAAAUUUUACCAAGCCCGAUGUAUGCAUGUUCUGUGCAUCAAGUGUAUGGCCCAAACACAUCGUGGGAAAAUCUGUCCACUUUGUAAAUUCAAUGAUAACCGAUUUAUUGAAAUUAACAACGAGAUGAAUCCGGAAGUUAAGGCGAUGUACGAUCCGAAACCUAUAAGACCGCUGGAGAAAGCAUUCCGCAUCAUGAACUUUCAACAGAAACACAAAUUGAACCUAAUACGACAGAUAGAUGCUACUGUGGAAAAAUACAAACAGCUGAAGGUCAACGAUAUGGCCCUGAGGAAGAAAAUUUACAAGGUACAGGAAAAGCACAACGAGCUGCGCACCCAGCGGAGGGCACUGCAAGAAGCUCAGCGAGAUAGCUCCUCGCCGACGGACAGCUCUCCCUCGCCCAAGAACGAUAACAACGAUGCCAGCCAGGCGUCGGCCUCUUCCUCUCGGCAGCAACGCUAUCGACAGGAUGAAAAAUCGUACUUCGAUAGGCAUCAGCCAAGCAGUUCUAAAGGACACCAUCACAAGCACAGAUCGUUCUUCCGUGACAAGCAAUCCAGCAGCUCAGAAGAUCAAAAUAUCUACCCAAAGGAUUCAUUUCUGAAUAUUAAGUACGCACAAUCCUCAUCGACCAACUCGGAUCGAUCGGUUGAACUAGGAUUCACGCCCUCCUCAAGUGGAAAAGCUUCGCGAUAGGCAGUGUUCCGUUACUGUGAGCAGACUGCUUUUGGAAUCGUAUUAUUGACUGGAGGUGGCCCCAGAGAGUACUUUUACAGUGUAUUGUAACUGUAAACUUUAUAGCUUCAGGAAUUAUCAA
Messenger RNA from Uranotaenia lowii, 985 nucleotides. RefSeq names its product RING finger protein narya-like. Gene Ontology annotation, biological process: homologous chromosome pairing at meiosis; protein sumoylation; reciprocal meiotic recombination. The transcript has 7 exons. NCBI's taxonomy places the organism in Eukaryota, Metazoa, Arthropoda, Insecta, Diptera, Culicidae. The coding region runs from base 106 to 864 and encodes 252 amino acids. The record is from RefSeq and is a predicted model, not a curated record. Gene Ontology annotation, molecular function: SUMO transferase activity. Gene Ontology annotation, cellular component: synaptonemal complex.